AUGAUGCCUGGAGUCUUCGAGUCUCACAAUUGUCCUGUCUGCUUGUCUCCCAAUGAAACUGCCAGCCACCUGCUCUUUGACUGUCCAUCUAAAGAAAAGGUAUGGCAAGGCGUCAUUUUUGAAUUCCUAUGGCCCACCACGUCCAUCACUGACAUCAAAGAGGUUCUUCUGUCCCUGGACUUUUCGGAUAUCUGGUACUCCCAAGUCAAAGGCAUCCAUCCAUACAGAGUCCUACUCAUCACCCUGUCUCAAAUAUGGCUAGCCCAUAUGCGCUUUGUUUUUGACAACAUCAUCCUUGUCCCUGAGGCGAUUCUGGUGAAUAUCCGCUCCACUGUUCGCCAGACAGUGGAUGAGGAUCAAAUCCACUCCCUCUUGUAG
Molecule: messenger RNA, 378 nt
Organism: Mucor velutinosus
Lineage: Eukaryota; Fungi; Mucoromycota; Mucoromycetes; Mucorales; Mucoraceae
Gene: NEW1
Product: [NU+] prion formation protein 1
Exons: 1
Coding region: 1-378 (125 amino acids)
Source: RefSeq, a predicted model, not a curated record